UUUGAGCUCUGAGAUUUAGACACCACGGCUCAGCCUUGUCCCGCACACACACACACACACACACACACACACACACACACAUAAAGAAGCGUACAUGUGCAAAGACAUGACGGCACACACACACACACUCUUACUUGUGGUACUGUUCCUCUUUAAUGACAUGUCUUUUGACACGUCAGAUGUAUGUCUGAGUUAUUAAAAAGAACAAAGUGUCUCAUUCAUGCACACACACCCACACACACACACACACACACACGCACACACACACAUAACACAAAGGGCAGAGGUGAUGACAGAGACAUAAAUCCAUCUACUCCCUUGUUGUUACUUUCAAACUUUUCUUUAAAAGUUCCCUCCUCAUAAAACCUUGCUUUGGUCUCCCCCAGCAUGGUGUCGGAUCAGAGGAGUAUUAUAUUUGAUUCAGGUGUGGGAAUGUGUGCGUUUCCCACAAUCUGUGUAAAAUUUGAGCAUAACUCAAGUGAGCCAAUGUCCAACAUAUAAAGAAAGUCUGAACAUUUUGGAACAUAACCAUAUUGUUAUGUCAUUUCAGUUCUGUGGUGACAGAUUUGACGUAUACAGAUGUUAUGUGGUUUGGACUUGAAGUUGUUGUAAGACAAUAAAUAUAACUGGGGUUGGUUUGAUUGAUGUGGAUGAAAACAUUAUGGAUGUUUUAAUUGGUUAGGUUAGCUAAAUUACCAACAAAACAUACUUUCUCACCCACCUUUAGUGGUUAAAGUGAAAUUAUAUUGGAUAUUUAAUUAAUUAGGUCAUUUGUAAGCAAAGAUACUAAACAUUCCACACAAAAUUGACAGAUAAAUUAAUAAUACAAGUAAUUAUUAGUUGCAGCCCUACUGAUGACUAUAAAGUGAGGUUAAGUAGGUUAUCAAGGGUAGUGAGGAUGCAAAGGAAAUUCAUUGCAUUGCGGUGGAGGCAGAAUUAUUUGCACCGUUUUUGAGACGGAUAUCUAAUAACAUGCAAUAAAACAAAAAAAAGAACGACUCGAUUUCAAUAGAUUUAGGUGAGAAAACGUGUUUUGAGUGGAUUUCCCCUUUUUAAAGAUAAGUCAAUAAUAAUAGGAUCAAAUUAAUAUCAUUGCUCACACACUCAAAUGCACUUAAACCUGCGCACACACACUCAUAGAGCGUAGCGAAUGUGAAACGCACACGUACAUACAGAAGAGGUGGUGUUUGACUGCAUUGCAGUAGGGGGAGACUGCACAGCUUCUUACAGUACAAACACACACACACACACACACACACACACACACACACACACACACACACACACACACACCAGAACACACAGAGAAUCGUCUUAGAUGAGUUCCAAAGCAGGAGAGGGACAGCGAGGUCGACAGCUCAGCUUGUGAGUAUCACAGUUUCCUGUGGCAUACACUGUCGUACUCAAACAACAAUAUCACACAUGGCAGACAUGUCAGCAUGUCAUCAGCUGUUCUGGUCUGCCAGGGUCUCAGUACUGGGCUGGAGAUCAGGCUGAGUCAGCUAGAUGUACCACACGACACACAGACACACACACACACACACACACACACAUGCACAAACACCCCGUGACUGGGCUUCCUGUAAAACAAUCAGAGCAUGAGGGUCCAGAGGAUUGGCGGGAGGUAAGGGGGCUAACUGAGACGGGAGAGGAAUGUAGGAUUUGAAGGGAAGAUGAGAGAGGAGGGAGAUGGAAGGUUUGUGAAGAGAGAGAGAGAAAAUGAACCAGAACUCCGACAUCACAGGGAACAGAGAGAUGGAAAGAUGGAGAGACGGAGCGUUAAAGAGCAGAGGACAAGCAUUCCGGCAAAGUUGCUGCUUGGCCCGGUGCAUCCAAUGCCAGGAAGGCAGCAGGCUGACUUGGCGAGCACAGUGUCCAUUCCCCAGUAAAGCCAGCUCUACAGGCCCUUUUCCUCAGAACUGAGUUGCUUGCUGAGCAGAAACAGAUGUGGGCCCCGUCCCCUGUGUUCCUCCAUCUUGGCUCUGCAUCACCACCACCGCAGAUCCUGUCUCUCACUCAGAGAAACUGGGAUUUCAGCAGAAACAGAUGGGCCAGCACCCUCAGCUCCUCCGUCUUUGGUUCGACGUCAUUGCCAAAUCAUGAUUCAGAGGGGAAGCGUGUUCAAGACAUGCUGUCUGCAAUCGACAAACCACAGGUGUCCAAUGUGCAGGCGUGGGCUGCACGGCUGUCCUGGGCCCCCCCGGCAGGGCUGGUGAACAGGCAUAGUAAUGGGAUGACUGUGUCCUGCUCCUUCGAGGUCUCUCUCUCAGAUAAGGGUCGAGAUGGAAAGUAUCGCCUUAUAUACAGUGGCGAAGAAAUAGAGUACCAUCUGAAAGACCUGAGGCCAGCGACAGACUACCACGUACGGGUGUCGGCAAUUUACAACUCGCUUCGAGGCUCGUGUUCAGAGGCCAACUCGUUCAUCACACACUGCUGCGUCCCCGACGUCCCGUUAACCCCGAAACUCUCCCACCGCACCAAGAGCACCCUCACCCUACAGUGGAAGCCCCCAGGCGACAACGGAUCCAAAAUUACAAACUACCUGCUCGAGUGGGAUGAGGGAAAGAAGAACAGUGUUUUCAGAGAAUGUAACUUUGGGAGCCAGAGACACUGUAAGCUGACACGACUGUUCCCUGCCUGUGGCUACACGUUCAGAGUGGCUGCGCACAACGACAUUGGCACAAGUGGCUUCAGCACAGAGGUGGUGUUUUACACCAUGGGCACCCUGCCUGCUCUGCCUCUGGCACCGCGGCUGGUCAGGGCGGGGGUGUCCUGGGUGACCCUGGAGUGGGGGCGUCCUGAGGGCAGUCCGAGCGAGGAGCAGCUCAAAUACACACUCGAGAUCCAGGAGGACAACAGCGGAACAGACUUUCAUCCUAAGUACACUGGAGAAAACUUGACCUGUACUGUGCAAGGCCUGAAGAGGAGUACACAGUAUAAAUUCAGGCUCAUAGCAUCAAACAUGGAGGGGAAGAGCAAUCCUAGUGAAGUGUUGGUGUGCACCACCAAUCCAGACAAACCAGGCCCUCCAUCUACACCCUGUGUCACCACAGCAACUCCCUACGGAUUUACCAUCACAUGGGAUCCUCCCCAGGACAAUGGGGGCUCAGAGGCUCUUACGUACCUGCUAGAGAUCUCCGAGGGAUGCUCUGAAGCGAGCCAGUGGGAGGUAGCGUACAGUGGUCCAGCAACUGAAUGUGUUUGUGAGCGCCUGACACCUGGGACCUUCUAUCGCCUACGUGUGUGUAGCAUCACCACCGGAGGACACAGCCCGUGCACUGUUAGUGUUCCAGUCCGUACAUUAAGCGUCCCACCAGGGCUCUGCCAGCCACCAAGGAUUGUGGGUAAAGCCAAACACAAGGAAGUGCAGUUAGAAUGGGAACCCCCUGUCUCUGAGGGAGUAUGUGAGGAGUGUGUGUUCAGUCUGGAGAUGAGUGAGGGCGACACCAAGCCAGCAGAGGUCUACCAAGGGUCAGAGCUGCAAUGCACAGUCAGUAGUCUGCUGCCUGGUGCCACAUACAGGUUCCAACUGCGGGCUGCCAACGAGGCUGGGUUCGGAGAGUACUCUGAGCCAACGGAGGUGACGACAGCAGCGGGCCCUCCAGGCCAGUGUGGGGCGCCACUCAUCGCUCCCACCAGUAACACCUGCGUAACGCUCAACUGGGAGAGUCCCGAGGGUUCGGGUACAGACAUCUCUGAGUAUCGUUUGGAGUGGGCAAGGGAAGACGAACCAAUGGAGCUGAUCUACUGUGGAGCUGCCACACAGUGUGAACUGUCUGACCUGACGCCUGCCGCAGAUUUCUGCUGCAGGCUACAGGCUGUGAAUCAGGCAGGCGCUGGUCCUUACAGCGAGCAGGUGAGUUUCCGGACUCCGGCGACAAAUCCCGACCCAGUCUCCUCCCUCACCCUCCUGGAAUUCCCGACCUCCUCGGAGUCGGGUCAAUCCCCGUCUACCUGCCUGCUCCUGAAGUGGGACGAGCCAAACAGCAACGGGGCGGAGAUCACCUCCUACGUCAUCACCCUGGACGACCAAACCAUCACUGUGGAAUCAGGGACAAGUCACCUUGUUACAGGCCUGCAGCCAGACAGCGAAUACAGUGUACAUAUCCAGGCGGUGAAUGUCAUCGGCUCCAGUCCCUUGAGUCCACCCCUGCUGGCGAGGACACGCCCCCUCCCUCCAGCCCCGCCCCCUCUCGAAUGCUCGGCGGCCGGCCCUCAGAGCCUGAAGCUGAAGUGGGGCGAAAACGCCAGCAACACGCACACCCGCGCCCUGCUCGCCGAUGACAUGGUCUACACACUACAGAUGCAGGACAAGAAUCACAGGUUUGUGACGAUCUACCACGGUCCGAGCCACACCUACAAGGUCCAGCGAUUGACUGAGUCCAGCAGCUACAGCUACAGAAUACAUGCCAUCAGUGAUGCUGGGGAGGGUCCUUUCUCUAACACUCACACCUUCUGCACCACCAAGUCUGUACCUCCUGCCCUCAAAGCUCCCAGAGUGCACCAGCUGGAGGGGAACAUGUGUGAGAUCACAUGGGAGACUAUCGCACCAAUUAGAGGAGAUCCCGUGAGCUACGUGCUCCAGGUGCUGGUGGGACGCGAGUCAGAAUACAAACAGGUCUUUAAGGGAGAGGAGGGCGUGUUCCAAAUCUCUGGUCUCCAGGGCAACACAGACUAUCGUUUCCGCGUGGGCGCCUGCCGCCGUUGCCAGGAUACGUGCCAGGAACUGUGCGGACCACUGAGCCCCUCCUCCUUGUUCACGCUGCGUCGCCAGGAGACGGCAGCAUCGGGGGAGCUGUGCCCCGUGGAACCGGGCAAAGGCGCCGGCCUGAUCUCCAGCGACGAGCGCUUUGCGGCGCUCAUCGUGUGCAUUUUCGCGGGAUUCUCCAUCCUCAUCGCCUGCUUGCUACAGUACUUCUUCAUGAAGUGAGGGAAUUUUAACUAUAGGAUAGAAAAAGAAAGCAAAAUCACAGAGAAACUCUUAAAAAAAAAAAAGAAAAAAAGUCUUUGAAAGAACCGAAUGAAAUCAAAACAAACUGAUGUUCUUCUAAGGCUAUGUA
Cottoperca gobio is the source of this 5060-nucleotide messenger RNA. It is a transcript of the gene fndc3ba, whose product is annotated as fibronectin type III domain containing 3Ba. NCBI's taxonomy places the organism in Eukaryota, Metazoa, Chordata, Actinopteri, Perciformes, Bovichtidae. Gene Ontology annotation, molecular function: protein binding. The transcript is spliced from 22 exons. Bases 1946 to 4930 code for a protein of 994 amino acids. The record is from RefSeq and is a predicted model, not a curated record.